GGAGGGACGCGCGCAGGCGCACGGGGCGGCCCCCGCACGCAGGCGCACUGCGAACGCCGGCUGAGCCGAGUCUCGCUGCUCGGUGCGCGGCGGCGGAGAGCGAGGCCUGCUGAGCAGCGCCGAGGCGCGGGCCGGCUCUUCGAGGCCGUGCGCGGGAGAGGAACGGCGGGCGGGCGAGCGGGCGAGCGAGCGGCUCACUUCAGCUGUGGCGCCGGGGCCGGUGGCCUGGAGCCUGGAAUCAUGACCACCCCAGGAAAAGAAAAUUUUCGCCUGAAAAGUUACAAGAACAAAUCUCUGAAUCCUGAUGAGAUGCGCAGGAGGAGAGAGGAAGAAGGACUGCAGUUACGCAAACAGAAAAGAGAGGAGCAGUUAUUCAAGCGAAGAAAUGUUGCUACAGCAGAAGAAGAAACAGAAGAAGAAGUUAUGUCAGAUGGCGGCUUUCAUGAAGCCCAAAUGAAUAACAUGGAGAUGGCACCAGGUGGUGUCAUCACUUCUGACAUGAUUGAAAUGAUAUUUUCUAAUAGCCCGGAACAACAGCUUUCAGCAACACAGAAAUUCAGGAAACUGCUUUCAAAAGAACCUAACCCUCCUAUUGAUGAAGUUAUCAGCACACCAGGAGUAGUGGCCAGGUUCGUGGAGUUCCUCAAACGAAAGGAGAAUUGUACACUACAGUUUGAAUCAGCUUGGGUACUGACAAAUAUUGCUUCAGGAAAUUCUCUUCAGACCCGGAUUGUGAUUCAGGCAGGGGCUGUGCCCAUCUUCAUAGAGUUACUCAGCUCAGAGUUUGAAGAUGUCCAGGAACAGGCAGUUUGGGCUCUUGGCAACAUUGCUGGAGAUAGUACCAUGUGCCGGGACUAUGUCUUAGACUGCAAUAUCCUUCCCCCUCUUUUGCAGUUAUUUUCAAAGCAAAACCGCCUGACCAUGACCCGGAAUGCAGUAUGGGCUUUGUCUAAUCUCUGUAGAGGGAAAAGUCCACCUCCAGAAUUUGCAAAGGUUUCACCUUGUCUGAAUGUACUUUCUUGGUUGCUGUUUGUCAGUGACACUGAUGUACUGGCUGAUGCCUGCUGGGCUCUCUCAUAUCUAUCAGAUGGACCCAAUGAUAAAAUUCAAGCAGUCAUUGAUGCAGGAGUAUGUAGGAGACUUGUGGAGCUGCUGAUGCAUAAUGAUUAUAAAGUGGUUUCUCCUGCUUUGCGGGCUGUUGGAAACAUUGUUACAGGGGAUGAUAUCCAGACACAGGUAAUUUUGAAUUGCUCAGCUCUGCAGAGUUUAUUGCAUUUGCUGAGUAGCCCAAAGGAAUCCAUCAAAAAGGAAGCAUGCUGGACAAUAUCUAAUAUUACAGCUGGAAAUAGGGCUCAGAUCCAGACAGUGAUAGAUGCCAACAUUUUUCCAGCCCUCAUUAGUAUAUUACAAACUGCUGAGUUCCGGACAAGGAAAGAAGCAGCUUGGGCAAUCACAAAUGCAACUUCUGGAGGAUCAGCUGAACAGAUCAAGUAAGUACUAGUCUGGUAGUAUC
Carlito syrichta (Philippine tarsier) is the source of this 1513-nucleotide messenger RNA. Its product is annotated as importin subunit alpha-5. Lineage: Eukaryota; Metazoa; Chordata; Mammalia; Primates; Tarsiidae. Bases 241 to 1494 code for a protein of 417 amino acids. The record is from RefSeq and is a predicted model, not a curated record. Gene Ontology annotation, cellular component: nucleoplasm; nucleus. The transcript is spliced from 12 exons. Gene Ontology annotation, molecular function: nuclear import signal receptor activity; protein binding. Gene Ontology annotation, biological process: NLS-bearing protein import into nucleus; postsynapse to nucleus signaling pathway.